GUAAUAUGUUUUACUUAAUUAGUAUAGGUAAAGCUCUCAGUGCCUCACUGUUUAAAACAAGGCAGUUGUCUUUAAGUCACUAUGCGUACAAAAUUACACAAAAAUGUAAAAAAAAUUACAAUUGUAGUUCUUUAAUUAUUUAUCUAAAUGGCAACCCUGCUUUACAUUCGAAGCGUGUUUUUCAGUAGAUAGAAAAGAUAACGUACGUACAUGUGGUAGUGAUUUUGAUUUCUUGAAUAUGAAUUUCUUUCUUCUUAUUCGUUUAAUUUUGAAAUAAAGCAAUGGGUGUUUGAUUUUUAUCUAUCAGAAAAUGAAUUCCGUUUUGUUUUAGUUUAUUUAUUCACAAAAUCAAUUUCGAUUUUUAGUAUUUACAUUAAAAUGUGAAGUGAUGAUAACAAAGUGAUGUGAAUUUUACUGAAGGGUGGUGAAGAAUUAUUUACUGAAUCUCAUUUAACCUGUUCAUAGUUCUGUUGCUCAGAUAGAUAUUCGUGUUUGCGUGUUUAACUUGAAUCUCCAAAAUGAAAAUUUUAGCAGGUGUGAUUGGCUUGAUGACAAUAUUGGCGUGUUUCAUCGUGUAUGCUGCAGAUACAGAUAAUACGAGUACAACUACAACAAACCUCGCAAACUCUUCAGGCAGUCGUUUCGAAUCUGAUCUACCUGCAAUCUUCAACAAAGACUUCUUGAAUAAUCUCCCUCCUGAACAAAAUGUCACCGAAAAGUUCCAAACCGACGAAUUUAGUCUCGAUUACCAGAGAAUUGCUGGUCGAGAUGCUCACCUCAAGUGGAAGAAAGGAAACGACUCGGUUGAAAUGCAUUUCAGAUUUUCAGAUGGAAAUGUACGCCAAAUCUGGAAUCUCACAGGAGGCGCCGUUAAUAUUAGUUUAAUAGCGACUCCUCCUAAAGAUAAGGUACAGAAUUGGGCUUUCGGUAAGUAUCAAUAUUCCUAUGUAAAAUUAGCGAAAGGUGAUUUCUCUACAUCAUGGGUUGCGAAGGGUAUUCAGUUGGGUAAAACAAAAGCAGUAGACUGGGAAUCGUCGGAAAUUUACAAGAAUCUUAUUAACGAGUGGUGUGAUAAAAAUUCAUUUUUAGUCAAGGAACGUAAUAAAUGUGUUAUUUAUUAAUUAGAAGUACGUAGCUAUUUAGGCUUGGUUAUAUAUUUGGUAUUGUUACAUUGAUAUUGUAGAGAAAAUAAUACAUAUAGAUCCCAUA
Messenger RNA from Planococcus citri (citrus mealybug), 1209 nucleotides. RefSeq lists its product as uncharacterized. NCBI's taxonomy places the organism in Eukaryota, Metazoa, Arthropoda, Insecta, Hemiptera, Pseudococcidae. The record is from RefSeq and is a predicted model, not a curated record. The transcript has 4 exons. The coding region runs from base 519 to 1121 and encodes 200 amino acids.